CUAAGGCUCUAACCUUUAUCAUAUGUCGAGCUUUGACAUUUCUAACUCAACACCCAACCACCUAAGCAUCGUUGACAGCUACCAGAUUUUUGACAUUAAUUGUCACAUCAAUCCUUUUGAACAAUGGUGCUCCUGCGUUAGAAUAUAUUAAUAAUAAUACUAUUUCAAUAACUAUAUUCAUUCAUUGUAUUUUAAUUUUGGAUUAAAUCUAAUAAAUAAAUUUAUUAAUAGCAUAUGAUAAAUUUAUAAUUAAUAGCAUGAAAGAUUCAUGUGUUGAGCAUUGCAGGACAAUAUAAUCACUACCAAGUACAUUAUCAGGAGUAUAUAUUUUAUUUGGGUUGAAUAAAAAAAAGUUUUAUGAUCUGAAAAAUAUUUUCAAAUCAUAAUAAAGUUUUAGUUAGAGAGGACCUUUAAUGGCCCAAAAUCCUUGAACCUUCUCAACAUUCAGAGGGUUGCCUGCAUGGGAUGCUUUGCUUUCAUUUAAUUUUGCCAUAUUGAUUGGCCAACCGUUAGGACCUCGACAGGAUAGGUAAAAGACCUACUGAGAAUGAUAGCUAAAGGAACACAAUUAUUGAGUACAAUAAUUGGGCUCUGAAUCUCAUUUUAUAUGUAAUUCCAUAGGUGUUCUUUGCAUUCAGCAAUGCAGGUAUAUGCUCAUCUAGGUAUAGAACGGCCCUUCGAUGGAAGUACCCUUUCCAACCAAAAGAUUUGGCAAAUUAAAAUAAGGAAAAGAGUUGUGAUUACAAGAAACAAUUAAGUUCGGAUUUCCUUCACAAUAGAUAACAAUUUUAUACAAGUUUAUUUCUUGGAACUAGUCAAACAGUCUAACAAUUUCUCAUGAACACUUCAUACCAAGUUGGCUAGACAACUUUUUUCAAUCAAGCCCCGUUAUUAUCGAAGGAAUUUGACAGCAUUCAUUUUUCUCCCAAUCAAAUAGUUAAUAGUUGGCAUUAAUUGCUUUAUCCAAUUCCUCUUCUGUCGGAACUCUGCCCCAGUCACAAACUCACACUUACAAAGGAAAAUUAAUGUCCUCCUUUCAGGUUUAAGCUCCCCUUCUUUUAGAUAAGACAGGACAAGGAUAUAAAUCGGCUGCAGAUCAACUGAGAUGGCGUUUGUUUGGUUACUAGUUUUCUGUCUGUCACUUGCUGUUGGAGUGGAACCUCUGCUGGCAGAACUCCAAGGGAGCAAGUUGGAAGUCAACCAGUCUGGAAUACACCUUAAGGUCUAUCACGUUCAAGGGCCUGAAUCUUCUCUCACCCCAAAUUUCUUAUCCUUCUCUGAUUUCCUCUUGCGAGAUGAAGAACGUGUUAAGGAUCUCAAUUCCAUAUUAGCAAAAAGCAUAGACCGAUCAGGCAGUAGUAGCACUGCUUCUGCUUUAUCUCAGAGAUCAGGAUAUUGGUUUAGUGGAAAAUCUUUAAGUAUUCCAUUGAAUCCAGGUUUAUCCAUUGGCACAGCGAACUACUAUGUUAGGAUAGGCAUUGGAACUCCGGCCAAUUACUAUGCCAUGCUCAUGGAUACAGGUAGCUCCUUCUCCUGGAUCCAGUGUGAGCCUUGUGCAAUAGACUGUCACAGCCAGGCAGACCCUCUUUUUAAUCCCUCUGCAUCUAAGACAUAUAAAUCUCUCUCGUGUGACGCCCCUGAAUGCUCUUCGCUUAAGGAAGCAACUCUGAACAACCCUUCAUGUUCAGCUUCAAACAAGUGCAUAUACGAGGCCAGCUAUAGUGAUAAAUCAUACUCAAUCGGCUUCUUAAGUAAAGAUUUACUGACCUUAGCACAAUCCCAGACCUUCCCUAAUUUCGUCUAUGGAUGCGGGCAGGACAAUGAAGGUUUGUUCGGAAGGUCAGCUGGGAUAUUAGGCCUAGCACCUAGCAAACUCUCCAUGCUAGCUCUGGUGUCCUCCAAAUAUGGAUAUGCUUUCUCUUACUGUCUGCCAACAACUGACACUACAACCGGAGGUUUCCUGACAAUAGGAAUUCGACCUGUAUCAUCAUACAAGUUUACCCCCAUGAUCAGAGGUCCUAAUCAGAAUCCAAAUCUAUACCAUCUGAGGUUGACAUCCAUCAUUGUGGCAGGUAUCCCACUGAGGGUGGCUGCUGCUCAAUAUAGAGUUCCAACCAUCAUAGACUCUGGAACUGUUAUCACACGCCUGCCUCCGUCUUUGUAUUCUGCCUUACGAGAUGCCUUUGUAAACAUCAUGUCCAAAAAGUAUGCGCAAGCCCCUGGAUAUUCGAUAUUCGAUGCCUGUUUCCGGGGGACUGUCAAGAGUUUCUCGGUGGUACCUGAGAUUCAAAUGAUGUUUCAAGGAGGAGCUGACCUCACUCUUGGUGCUUCCAAUGUGCUCAUACAAGUUGAUGAGGGCGUUGCCUGCUUGGCCUUUGAAUUGAACCAAGAAGCCAUAAUCGGAAAUCAUCAACAGCAGACGUUUGAGGUUGCUUAUGAUGUGUCAAAUUCAAGAAUUGGCUUCGCUGCUAAUGCCUGCCAUUGAUAUCUACCAUUUUCCGUUUGAUAAUUAAUUAUGUGAACUAUAAAAUGUUUGAAUAAUCACACCGUAAAUCAAGGACAUAUAUAUAUAUAUAUAUAUAUAAAAUCGAAUAUCUUAAUUAAGUGUAGAUGUCACUAGAUGGAAUAAUAAGCUAUGAACAGACUGUCAUUCCUAGGAUUCGCUGAUCUGUUUCGAGUCAUGGCAGACAACCACAGGAAAUGAAUCAUAUGCUUUUCCCAGCCUUGGAUAAGACGCUAAUACGAGCUGCAUAUUUUGCUUUAACCUUAGAUAUAUGUUUUCAGUCUGUUGUAGAACAAGUUUUGAUGUUAGAAUGCCGUGUGCAGAGGCAAAAUUUUGCAGACUAUACGUACAAAUUAAAGUUUGGUCAAAAUUAUGAAUAAUUGUACGCCAAAAAAAUCUCUAAACUUGGCUCCCAUUUCUAAAACAAAUGACACCUAAAAUAUGCAGAGGAUGGGAACAUUAGCCAUCAUUGUUUAUCAACAUUGGUCGAGAGGCUUGGAAAGGCAGCUGCCGGUUGCUGCACUUUCUUUUUCUUCUGAGAAAUGACAAACUAUAUUUCGAAUUAGAUAUAUAUAUAUAUAUAUAUAUAUAUAUAUAUAUAUAUAAACCAC
Messenger RNA from Durio zibethinus, 3114 nucleotides. The record is from RefSeq and is a predicted model, not a curated record. Lineage: Eukaryota; Viridiplantae; Streptophyta; Magnoliopsida; Malvales; Malvaceae.